CACACGGGUCGACCCGUUUGCAACCAGAGUUUAGAACUAGUUUCAAACGCAACGAGUUUGCAACCAAAAUAAAACCUGACUCCACACACGACGCGACUGGGUGUGGAUCAGUUGGCGAUCUCUGUGCGAACAUGCGUAUAGUGGUAUAGUAAUGUUUACAUUCACAUUUUUUACUUGAUAAAUUAUCAAUAAUUGAAUAGUUAUUUGUCGGAGUGUAACUUUAUCGAUCAUGUCAAGUACUAGUGAGGAUGAGGAAGACAUAAUUGCAUGUUUUCUAUGUCGUAGACACGAAGAAUGCGCAGAAAAUAUUGGUGUCACCCAUACAUAGAGAAAAAUGUAAGGUGCAGACUAUUCGUAGCAGCUGAACAAUUAAAAGAGACAGACAGAAAGUUUAUAGCUUUCUACAGAAUGUCCAAAGAGUCAUAUGUGGAAUUGGUGACGCUGGUUGCUCCAUUUAUACAUAAGGUUGACACAAAUAUGAGGGAAUUUGUGACUGCUGAAGAAAGAAUACUCAUAACUCUAAGGUAUUUGGCUACAGGAUGUUCAUUUGUCGCUCUCUCUUUAUAUUUUGCAAGAGGCGAGAGUACAGUUGGAGUCAUUAUUAAAGAAACCACGAAAAUCAUUUGGAAUGCAUUGCAAGCAACUUACAUGCCGGUACCAAUAGGUGACCAAUGGAAAGUAAUGCGUUUUGAGACAUUGUGGAACUUACCAAAUUGCCUUGGGGCGUUAGACGGAAAGCAUAUCCGCAUUGAGAAAUAUCCAAAUACUGGUUCAGAAAAUUUUAACUAUAAAAGUUUCAAUUCAAUAAUCUUACUCGGAUGCUGUGAUGCUGAUGGUGCUUUCACUAUGAUAGAACCAGGAUAUGCUGGACGAAAUAACGAUGGAGGUGUUUACAAGGUCAGUGCCAUGCGAUACUGGCUCAACCAUGGUGCUUUUCAAACUCCGCCACCCACCCCAUUGCGAUACGACGACAUACAAAGACCAUUCCCUUACUACUUCUUGGCAGAUGAAGCGUUUCCACUAGCACGCAAUGUAAUGAGACCAUACAAUGGAAAAUCACUCAAUGAUGUAAAAAGAAUAUUUAACUACAGAUUAAGCCGAGGAAGAAAAUCUAUUGAAUGCACGUUUGAUAUGGCUACUGAAAAGUUUGCAGUGUUAAAUGGUCCCAUAAGAUGUCGCAAUGCAGAAACAGUAAUCGACAUCGUAAAAGCCGCUUGUAUCCUACACAAUUACGUACGUAAAAGAGAAGGUAUCGACUAUACGCCGGCUACAGUGGAAAUAGCUGAAGGACCAUGCCCAAGACAGCAUCCAAUCACUGAACGCUCUUCGGCAGUUACUGUGAGACAAUAUUUGGCAAGUUACUUCAUUUCUCCUCAAGCAUCUCUGCCCUGGCAGUGGGAAAAAGCUAUAGAAUAAAUCAUUCUUCCAAGUGAAACAUCAUUGAUUGCAAGAUGUCGGUUUUGCAAGCCUAUAAGGACUCAAGUAAACUGUCAAAACAUACUUCAAUAAAACUUUGUACAUUAAAUUAUAACUAUAUUUUGUAACUGA
This is a messenger RNA of Homalodisca vitripennis (glassy-winged sharpshooter), 1548 nucleotides long. Its product is annotated as protein ALP1-like. The record is from RefSeq and is a predicted model, not a curated record. Lineage: Eukaryota; Metazoa; Arthropoda; Insecta; Hemiptera; Cicadellidae.